GAAUAUAUUGCUAAAGCUGCACAGACACAAGUACGUGCAGAUAGUUCUUCUUCUAUUAAUGAUUCGGAACAUGUAAAGCAUGGCAUCAAGUAUGAAGUUGACGCAUUAAAGUCAAGCUCCACUCAAUGA
Molecule: messenger RNA, 129 nt
Organism: Dentiscutata erythropus
Lineage: Eukaryota; Fungi; Glomeromycota; Glomeromycetes; Diversisporales; Gigasporaceae
Source: the annotation of a GenBank genome assembly